AUGAACUGCCCCUCAAGAACCGACGACACUCUCGAGAACCCGAGCUGGAACCAAAACCCACCUCCCUUCAGCCCGGACAUCACCACCCGCAAUGACUUCAAUGGCUUGACCAACGCGCGAGUGCACCGGAAGCAUGCGACGGGCCCCGGAACGGUCUCAGGGGAUGAUACCAUGGCAAUAGACUCGCAGCCGCAGAGUUUGAACAACCAGGAUCCAGUAACGGAAAAGCACCCGAAGGGCGAAGUGAUCGCAGCGACCUCAGGGUGCCCAGCACCCUCGAGGACCUGCGGUUCACCUCGCCGUUUCUUCUCCGAUUCUUCAUUUGUGACCUCUGCGCAGCACUGCGCUCGCAGCCUGGUCAAGUUCGGCCGUUUCGUGGGGCCUGGGUUUUUGAUCGCCGUCGCCUACAUCGACCCCGGAAAUUACGCCACGGACGUUGCCGCCGGUGCACAGUUCAAGUUUGCCUUGCUGUUCAUCGUGCUGCUGUCGAACCUGUUUGCGGUUCUCCUCCAAUCUCUCUGCAUCAAGCUCGGCUCGGUGACAGGACUCAACUUGGCGGAGAACUGCCGCGCGCAUCUGCCCAAAUGGCUGGUUGUCAUCCUCUAUUUGAUGGCCGAGGGGGCGAUCAUUGCCACCGAUAUUGCCGAGGUGGUCGGAUCCGCCAUUGCCUUGAAUCUGCUCCUGCACAUCCCCCUCGUAGCAGGCUGCGCAAUCACCCUUGUAGAUGUCUUUUUUCUACUGCUUUUUUGGCGACCUGAUGGGUCGAUGUUGGGCUUGCGUCUCUUUGAGUUCUUCGUCAUGGCUCUGGUCCUGGGAGUUGUCGUAUGUUUCUGCAUUCAACUGUCUUUGAUCAAGAACCAGUCCGUGGGGGAGGUCUUCAGAGGCUAUCUUCCAUCACCAGCGAUCGUGCAAUCAGAUGGACUGUACCAGAGUUGUGGUAUCCUCGGCGCCACUGUGAUGCCUCACUCUCUUUUUCUGGGCAGUGGGGUAGUCCAGUCUCGUUUGAAAGAGUUUGAUGUCACGGCCGGUUACGUUCAGUCAACUGUACCGCUUGGGAGCAAUAAUGGUCAGGUGGAAUAUCGGCCGACCAUCCAUGCGAUUCGCGGUUGCAUGAAGUAUUCUAUCAUCGAAUUGGCGCUGUGCCUGUUUACUUUCGCUCUGUUUGUUAACAGCGCCAUUCUCAUCGUUGCGGGUGCCUCUCUUUACGAUGUUCCCGGUAGCACCAGUGCCGAUCUGUUUGGCAUCUACGACCUGCUCUCCUCCUCGAUCUCUAAGGCAGCCGGGCUCGUCUUCGCGUUAGCGCUCCUUCUCUCGGGCAUUUCGGCCGGCAUUGUUUGCACAAUGGCAGGUCAGAUGGUGAGCGAGGGUAUGCUGAACUGGUCCAUCCCCCCCUGGAUGCGGAGACUCAUCACCCGCAGUAUCAGUAUCAUCCCCAGCAUCAUCAUCGCCGCGGCAGUGGGCAAGGAGGGCCUCCACAAGACCUUGACGGGCGAGUCAAGUCUGCCUCAGUGUCAUCCUGCCUUUUGUCUCCGCUCCGCUUAUCUGGUUCACCUGUUUCAGUAA
Penicillium oxalicum is the source of this 1563-nucleotide messenger RNA. Its product is annotated as Manganese transporter pdt1. Gene Ontology annotation, biological process: iron ion transport; intracellular manganese ion homeostasis. The coding region runs from base 1 to 1563 and encodes 520 amino acids. Lineage: Eukaryota; Fungi; Ascomycota; Eurotiomycetes; Eurotiales; Aspergillaceae. Gene Ontology annotation, cellular component: membrane. The record is from RefSeq and is a predicted model, not a curated record. The transcript is spliced from 3 exons. Gene Ontology annotation, molecular function: manganese ion transmembrane transporter activity; cadmium ion transmembrane transporter activity.